CAAUCAUUGUGCUCAAGUAUCGGAUAUCUGCCAGUGACGGACAUACAUUUUACUUAUCAAGUAAAAUAAAUCCUGUGACCUUACUUAUAUCCUUGUUUGUAUGUCCUCAUCAAGACUAUAAAACAUCUGUACUCCUCUCACAAAGUAAAACUUACGAGGAAAAUGAAGCUUUCUAUCAUCUUAGUCGUAUGUCUGGUUGUAGCAGUUUCUGGAACUUGGUAUAGGAAACCAAAGCCUCAACCUACUUGGAAGCCCAGAAUUGGAAAUGGCGGAAACGGUGGAACUUGGAACGGCGGGAAUGGAGGAAACGGUCGGAAUGGUGGAAACGGUGGUACUUGGGAUGGUGGAAAUGGAGGAAACGGUCGGUAUGGAGGCAGUGGUGGAAAUGGUGGUCGUUGGGAUGGUGGGAAUGGAGGAAGCGGUCGGUAUGGAGGUAGUGGAGGAAACGGUGGUCGUUGGAAUGGUGGAAAUGGAGGAAAUGGAAGGAAACGCUAAAAUAUAAGUGACUGAGAUUCGGACUAAUGUCAAAUGAACAUGUGACUAAAUAUUUGAAUAUUCCUUCUGAAUUAUGUAGCACAAAAACAAAUCAAUAAAUCUGUGUUCGCAUGUGA
Messenger RNA from Mytilus trossulus (common blue mussel), 611 nucleotides. RefSeq names its product glycine, alanine and asparagine-rich protein-like. Bases 163 to 495 code for a protein of 110 amino acids. NCBI's taxonomy places the organism in Eukaryota, Metazoa, Mollusca, Bivalvia, Mytilida, Mytilidae. The record is from RefSeq and is a predicted model, not a curated record. The transcript has 2 exons.